AUGCAUCCAACUCUAUCUCUCCACCGCGGCCUCCUCAAACGCUCCUCAUACUACAACCCAGACUACCGGACCGGUGCAGCCCUCCUCCGCGCCAGACGACCAUAUCUCGUGAAGAAUACACUGACGGGAAUCGCUAUCUUCGGGUUUGCAAUUGGAGUUUUUUCAUUCACAUUGAAAGCCGUCGGACAAGAGACCUUCGAUGACGUGAUCGUCCCUUCCGAGCCCCAGCCUGCAGCGCAAUCAAUACAGCACCAGAAUCAGUCCCAGGCCGUCAAAGCGAAGAUCCCGACCGCAGAAGUGAACGGGAUGCGCUCCUGA
This is a messenger RNA of Cladophialophora carrionii CBS 160.54, 318 nucleotides long. RefSeq lists its product as uncharacterized. The record is from RefSeq and is a predicted model, not a curated record. NCBI's taxonomy places the organism in Eukaryota, Fungi, Ascomycota, Eurotiomycetes, Chaetothyriales, Herpotrichiellaceae. Gene Ontology annotation, cellular component: mitochondrial inner membrane. Bases 1 to 318 code for a protein of 105 amino acids. The transcript is spliced from 3 exons. Gene Ontology annotation, biological process: mitochondrial respiratory chain complex IV assembly.